Drosophila navojoa is the source of this 1626-nucleotide messenger RNA. RefSeq lists its product as uncharacterized. NCBI's taxonomy places the organism in Eukaryota, Metazoa, Arthropoda, Insecta, Diptera, Drosophilidae. The record is from RefSeq and is a predicted model, not a curated record.
UUCCCUAUUGACAAACGGCAAUUCACAGCUGGCCGGGCGCGAAUAUCGGGGAAGUCACGAUUGAUAACACCCACAAGUUGCUAGCAUUAGUUUUUAGCACCAUCGUGCCAAUAUAAACACGGAGAUAUUGGCAAGCCGCGAAUAUCGUGUGCCGCCGACAAAUUCCGCACGUAGGCGCUAUGAAUUGUGUAUGCCCAAUGCAAAUUGUGUGAAUGGAUUAUUUUUGGCCAUUAUAAAAAUGCUACAUGAUAUGUUGGUCAGCUGCAGCUAACGCUUUCACUGGCAGCAGAUUGCCAAAUUGGUUGCAAAAUGCAGUGCGAGCGCAAGUGGAAGUGAGGCUACCGAUGGCCUUGCCCACACCUGCCCAGAAUGGUGCAACCCCUGGCAAGGUGAGGUAGGCCUAUUGAGCCAUCAAAUUAUGACAUGACCGGCGCGUCGACGAGCUGGCGGGCUGGAAAUGGUUUAUUGACCACGGCGCGCUCUUUACAUAAUGAGCGGGACUGCUGGAAGUGUGACGACAAAGCUCAUUGGCCAUUCCAGGCACGCCGGCCACUUGGCUGCCCCGGCACACAUCGCGCAUGGCAUUACUUUCAUUGCUUGGCCAUUUUGAUAACGUUCAAUGGCUGGGACGACCGACCAUGCCAGCUGUUCGAGCCGCCGGCCUGCACGUGCUAUUGGCCAACGAUUGCAGCUGCCUUCCAGUGCUAUAAAACGGGUGGGUUGCAGCGGAUUGGAGCACAGUUGAACGACAACAGCAGAGCAGCAAAAGUGUCUCAGGCGCACCGUCAAUCUUAACUUUUGGAUAACCCGAAUUAAGCGUGAAAUCUCCACAAUGAAGUUCUUCAUCUGCACUUUGGCUUUGCUGGGCGUGGCUCAGGCUGGCCUGCUGCCCCAUUUGGAGCACGAUGUGCACCACGAGGAGCUGCCACCCUACGUGGACGGCGACAUUCAUCAUUCCGAUGGCAUUCAUUUGGGCCACAGCUCCGCCAUAGUGAUCGACGGUAACGACCACCACGUGGACGCUGUGCCUCACCCCGUCUACCACCACGACGGCUACUCUGCGCACUUGGAUCACGAGGUGCACCACGGCCAUUUGGAGCAUGUGCAUGCUCCGGCCAAGAUUGUCAGCCACGAGCCCAUCCAUGAAGUGGGGCCAGUGCAUCACGUGCACAAGGUGGUGCACGACGAGCCACACCACUUCCUGCACUACAGGAACCCCGUGGUCGACCAUCACAUCAUCCACAACAACGCUCACAUCGAUACGCACGCCCAUGCCCACGCCGAUCUGCACCACUAUGCCCACCACUCAGCUCCGCAGGUGCACCACCACCACUCGGCUCCGCUCGUGCACCACCACAGCCACGCCGCUGUGGUGCACAAGACCAUCUACCCCGCCCACCUGGAUGUCCACAGCCACGCCAACCUGCUGGCCUUUGCCAAGCACCAUUUGCACGGUAAAUACGGCAAGGUCAGGAUCACGGAGACGCAUUACUGAGAGAUUUCCCCACCACACCACACCACCGCACCGCAUCCCACACACAUAACACAUAACACUUAUCCAACUGCAUGACGACGCUUUCAUAGCUAAUUUAUUACGCACAACGUUUAGUUUGUAGUGCUCGAAUA